CUAGGAAGUUCCUAACAGCCUGUCUUCUCCUCAGCCCUGGGACUGACCAAGUCACACGCCUGUGGGGCUCGGGGCUGCUGACAUGGGGCGCCUUCCUUGCCUACUCCUUUUCAUGCUACUGCAGCAAGCCAAAGGAGACUCAGGAGAUGACAUGAAUCCCAAAGAAGUAGUUGCCGUCCUUCAGGAGUCUAUCAACUUCUACCUGGAAAUACCUUCCAACGAAGAGGUUGAGAACAUCGUCUGGUCCUCCAGUACAAGUCUUGCCAUCGUGGUGCCAGGGAGACUCCUAGCUACCAUCACACUAACUGACACUCGCUACCAGGGCCGAGUGAGCUUCCUGGACUCCAGCUACUCUCUGCACAUCAGUAAUCUGAGCUGGACGGACUCAGGCCUUUACCGAGCUCAAGUCAACCUGAGGACGUCCCAGUUCUCUACUAUGCAACUCUUCAAUCUCCGAGUCUACCGACGUUUGUUGGAACCCCAAGUCACAGUGAACUUCGAGCUCUUUGGGAACGGUACCUGCAACAUGUCCCUGGAAUGCUCUGUGGAGAAGGCAGGCUUGGAUGUGACCUACAGCUGGCUAUCCUGGGAGGAUGGUGCCCAUACAGCCCAUGAAGGCUGUGUCCUCAGCACAUCCUGGAAGCCUGGGGACAAUGCCUUCUACACCUGCAGAGCCAGCAACCCCGUCAGCGAUGUUAGUUCCCGUCCAGUCUCUGCUGGGCUCUUCUGUGCAGAUCCUGGCUAUCCUUCUGAGAAGCCUGCAGCAUUCAUCUGCCUCCUGGCCAAGGGGUCACUCCUUCUCUUACUCUUGGUAAUUCUGGUCGUGGGACUCUGGGCCACCCAAGUCCAGGAAAGAAGCAACGCACCAAGGACGAAGAAACUCAGGAGACACAGAAUGGAACUGAGGAAGAAGAAUCAGCCUGGCCCUAGCCUGGCUUGA
Messenger RNA from Tupaia belangeri chinensis (Chinese tree shrew), 940 nucleotides. RefSeq names its product SLAM family member 9 (gene SLAMF9). The record is from RefSeq and is a predicted model, not a curated record. Lineage: Eukaryota; Metazoa; Chordata; Mammalia; Scandentia; Tupaiidae. The transcript has 4 exons. Gene Ontology annotation, biological process: T cell activation; plasmacytoid dendritic cell cytokine production. Bases 83 to 940 code for a protein of 285 amino acids. Gene Ontology annotation, cellular component: external side of plasma membrane; membrane.